Molecule: messenger RNA, 1572 nt
Organism: Esox lucius (northern pike)
Lineage: Eukaryota; Metazoa; Chordata; Actinopteri; Esociformes; Esocidae
Product: hyaluronidase PH-20-like
Exons: 8
Coding region: 1-1572 (523 amino acids)
Biological process (GO): carbohydrate metabolic process; hyaluronan catabolic process
Cellular component (GO): acrosomal vesicle
Molecular function (GO): hyalurononglucosaminidase activity
Source: RefSeq, a predicted model, not a curated record
AUGGAUUGGUACAACCAGAAGAGCAAAGGCAGCGGACAGCUGCUGCCAUCCACCCUCACCCUCACUCUCUUGGGUGUCCUCAUCUCCACUGCCCCCCUCCCUCCAACAGCCUCCACCAAAAUCCUCUCGCCAUCCUCCUCUGAAAACAACGGUCCCUCCUCCCCACACCAGCAGUGCAUCACACUCCCAGUCAACCCUGACACCUCUGUCCUCUUCCCGUCCCACUACUGCUACUUCAUGCUUCACAUCUACCAUCCCUCCCUUCCUUUCAACCUCCCCACGUCCACCUCCUCGUUCCAACGAUACAAUAUCUCCCUGGACACUUCACCCUACAGAGGUGUGGCCACACCUGCCAAGGUGCCUGGUCAAUUCCUGUCUUUGUUCUAUACUGACCGUCUCGGCCUCUAUCCCCGGGUGGACCUGCCUUCCAGGCAGCAGUUCUACGGAGGCAUCCCCCAGAGAGGCAACCUCCGGGCCAGUUUGGCCAAGGCCCAUGCUGACAUCAACUAUUAUAUCCCGUCCAGGACAGCCCGUGGCUUGGCUGUGAUUGACUGGGAAGACUGGCGCCCCCUUUGGACUAGAAACUGGGGCCCUAAGUUCAUCUAUAGGACCCUGUCGUUAGCCCACGCCCGCUACAGGGACAGCUCCCUCAUAGCCCAGCAAGCCACUGCUGCAGCCAAGGAGCAUUUCCAGGCUGCAGCCCGCAGCUACAUGGCAGAGACCCUGUCCUUGGGUGCACGGCUCAGACCCAACUACCUGUGGGGAUUCUACCUGUUCCCCAACUGUUACAACUAUGGAUGGACGGAGCCAGGUUACACGGGAAGGUGUUCCAGGGAGGUGAUGGAGCAGAAUGACCAACUGCUCUGGCUAUGGGAGGCUAGUUCCGCACUCUACCCCUCAAUUUAUCUGCAGGCAUCUCUAGGUGACCGGCACAGUGCCGCCCUGCUGUCGAGGAACCGUGUGCAGGAGGCCCUGAGGGUGUCGGCCCUGCCUGCCCGGCCUGUCACCGCACCUAUCUAUGUGUACACGCGGCCCGUAUUCAUCGACCAGAACCGACGCUUCCUCAGCCUGGGGGACUUGGUUAACACUAUUGGAGAAAGUGCAGCUGUGGGGGCCUCAGGAGCCGUUCUGUGGGGGGCCAGUGCCGACUACAAUGACAAGGGGUCAUGUGAGGCUCUUUCCUCGUACCUCGCCACCACGCUCAACCCGUACGUCGCCAACGUGACAACGGCCGCCCAGCUCUGCAGCGACUUCCUGUGUCAAGGGAACGGGCGCUGUGUCCGCAAGCACUAUGAGUCAGACCACUACCUCCACCUGUCCUCAGAGAACUUCCGUAUCGUCCGAGCCAGGGGCAGGUACAUGGCUUUGGGCAUGCUAAGUCUGGCUGACCUGACCACCUUUGCCAGGGGGUUCACCUGUCAAUGCUAUACAGGACAGACAUGCCACCCCAAGCUUCCCACACAACUGUCUAAAGCAUUGCUGUUCAGACUGAAGAAGCAUUUGGGUCUUUCCAACAAGACAAAGACAUUACAUAAAGUAACAGCUGAUAUGGAACAAUCAACUGUUGAGUAG